Aspergillus sclerotioniger CBS 115572 is the source of this 669-nucleotide messenger RNA. RefSeq lists its product as uncharacterized. The transcript has a single exon. Lineage: Eukaryota; Fungi; Ascomycota; Eurotiomycetes; Eurotiales; Aspergillaceae. The coding region runs from base 219 to 554 and encodes 111 amino acids. The record is from RefSeq and is a predicted model, not a curated record.
UGGUUUUGGUGUUGGUGGUUCGGGAACGUCGCGAUGUCUUGGCGGUCCCUGGCAGGCGAUAAAGUGUCGAUAAAGAGUCGAUGAAGAUCCAAACUGUUGUUGGUGUUAGAGACAAAUCAAUCUGGCUUUCUUAAAUACGAUCAGUGUUACUGGUGAAUCCAGUGAGGGGGUGAAAGGGACACGCAUGCUUAUGUGUCAUUCAUUGUGACGGCCCUGUGAUGGUGGUGGCAAUCUCCGUGUCCUUUUUUUUCGCAGGUUUCCUCUCCAACUCCCUUUCCCUGCAGGAACCCCAUCCUAACUUGGAUGCAAGAUCGAUCACUGUCGGAACAACCCCCCUUCCCGCCGUCACUCAUUUUUCUCGCCACCAUCAUGAUUCACGGAUCAUAUCGUUGACAAAUUCACCUUUCACUGUGUUUGAGUCAUUGUCAUGUAUCCUGCCUGAGGCACUGAUACUCACUGCUUGGAAAUAUAGCCCACCCUGCAUCCCAUUCAUUCAUUCAUUCAUAGUAUCCUUUAGCUUCAGACCUUCAGAUGAGAAAACAGAGGUCCUAUAGGGACCCUGUGGCCUAUACUGACGCUACACACGCUAACACAACCGAGGAGAAGAAUAGCCUCAAUCCUGUUCUUGUAGCUAGGCGGGCAUCCUACUACGGAGAUAUCCGUCAAAGA